UCCUUCGUCUUUCUGCAGCCUGCUUUUCUUCUCUCUCUCACACUCACUCACACACUCUCCCCUCAUUCCUCCAGCUUUCCGCAGACAUCAUGGCCGAGGCAUUCGUGGGCACAUGGAACCUGAAAAACAGCGAGAAUUUUGACGAAUACAUGAAAGUGCUGGGCGUGAGCUUCCCCGUCCGCAAAUUGGGCAACAUGACCAAGCCCACCACCAUCAUCGCGGUGGAGGGCGACACGGUGACGGUCAAGACGCGGAGCAGCGUCAAGAACACUGAGCUCUCCUUCAAGCUGGGGGAGGAGUUCGACGAGACCACUGCCGACAGCAGGAACGUCAAGUCACUGGUGAAAAUAGAAAACGGCAAGAUGGUGCACAUCCAGCAGUGGGAUGGCAAGGAGACCAGUCUGGUGCGAGAAGUCAACGACAACGCCCUCACGCUGACGCUGACUUUCGGAGACGUGGUCAGCACGCGCGCCUACGAGCGGGCGGAAUGAAGACCUUCCACGCGCUCGC
Molecule: messenger RNA, 510 nt
Organism: Syngnathus acus (greater pipefish)
Lineage: Eukaryota; Metazoa; Chordata; Actinopteri; Syngnathiformes; Syngnathidae
Gene: fabp3
Product: fatty acid binding protein 3, muscle and heart
Exons: 4
Coding region: 90-491 (133 amino acids)
Biological process (GO): fatty acid transport
Cellular component (GO): nucleus; cytosol
Molecular function (GO): fatty acid binding
Source: RefSeq, a predicted model, not a curated record